GUUCACAUCACCGGCCACAUUCGCUACACUGGCUUUGUCCGCCGACUGAACCACCAGGAACUUUGUCACCCAACCCCAAAGAGCAGCGAAAAUGGCUCAACUCACACAGAUGACCAACGAACAGCUCCAUGCGCUGAUCGAAGCGGUAAGGGCGGCCGCCGUGGGCGCCGCCGGAAGUGCAGCGGCAGCUGCAGCCGAAGGAGCAGACCCCACCAAAGGCAAGGGCAGCUUCUCCACGUGCACACACAGCUUCGGCGGAGCGCGCGAUCACGACGUGGUCGAGGAGUUCCUUGCCAACAUCACGUUGUACAAGGAGCUGGAGGGGAUCAGCGACGAGAACGCCCUGAAGGGCAUCUCACUGCUGUUCUACGGAAUGGCCAGCACCUGGUGGCAGGGCGUUCGUAAGGAGGCCGUGACGUGGAAAGAUGCCAUCGAUCUCAUCCGCGACCACUUCUCGCCCACCAAGCCCGCCUACCAGGUCUACAUGGAGUUCUUCCAAAACAAGCAGGACGACCAUGUACCCAUUGACACCUUCGUGAUCCAGAAGCGAGCGCUGCUGGCCCAGCUGCCCAGCGGCCGCCACGACGAGGAUACGGAACUGGAUCUCCUGUUCGGCCUGCUGAACAUCAAGUACCGCAAGCACAUCACCCGCCAGAGUAUCCGUACCUUCAAGGAUCUGCUGGAACAGGGCCGCAUCAUUGAGCACAACAACCAGGAGGACCAAGAACUCGUCGCCGCAUCAAAGAACACCCGUGGCUCCAAGCGCACCACCCGCUGCACCUACUGCAGCUUCCGGGGCCACACCUUCGACAACUGCCGCAAGCGCCAGAAGGAUCGGCACGAGGAGCAGCAGGAGGAGUAGGCGACAGAAACACCACCAAAUACCAAGAGGCAGCCAGCCACCGUCAUUGGUGACCUCAUCGCUGGUGCCGCCGCCCAUCAAUACAGAACUUUUCCUAGCCUCGCCGGCCGAUCGACGCCAGAGAGAGCCCAACAACCGGAGAGGAAUAGAUGUGGAGCAGCAGCAGCCAAAUCAGCAGCAGCAACAUCUGCAGUAGCAACAUUAGCAGCAGCAACAUCUGCAGCAGCAACAUCAGCAGCAACCACAUCUGCAGCAGCAACAUCAGCAGCAGCCACAUCUCACACUCUUCAUACUCACUGGCAAACGGCGUGCCGGCAAGCCUCGAUUAGCAUCUGAAACCCAUAAAACCCACGCUGUUUUGUAUUGCUCUUCGCAAUGCCUCGAAAACGGCUCUAUUUUCAUAAUAUUUCACGCCGACGUGCGGCUAUUUUGGCACAGAACGCCAGCAUUUGGAAAGUAAUUGAAUUCAAUUGCUUUGAAUUUUGAACAAUCAUUUUGCAACUUGAAACUAAAUUUCGAGAAUCAUCGGGCGGAGCGGCUGAGGAUCACGCAUUUCGUCCGUAAGAUCGGUUAUUCGCAAUGGAGGAACGUGAAAUUCGAACCAGAUGGCGGAUGAAGUGCCUCGGCACGGAGCCCCCAUUUACUUCGAAUCUAAUGUUCUGACAUUGCGAGUCCCGAAGUGGAUGUUGCUUGAUCCCCAGUCGCCCCGCACAACCGUUGAUUCUCACAACCGCCGGCUCCACUUUGUGCCGGUCGGCGGAGGAGCAGCGAUUAGUUGGCUACCAAGAGAGAUGAUCGCUGUGUUGAGAAACAUGGCAAUCAUCGCUUUUGUACCAAUUUUUUGCUCAUCCUUCGCCUGAUCCUGGUCCUUUGUGAAGCUGGCAAAAAACCCCCCGUCCGGUGAACGCCCACUUAGAUCCUUUUGCCGAGGGACUUCGACGGCCCCGAAGGCGGGCGCCACCCGUUUCCGGUUGCGGUUUCGGCUGCUUCCGGUUUCCGGUGUCGCAACCCUUCGCGAUGUCCCCCGUGCGAGUGGAGCUACAGUGGGCGUGAACCGGGCAAAACCUAAAUUUCUUCGGAAAUUUAAAAACCAACCAAUUUUGACUUUUUUGUCAACAAGAAUCGGCCACAUAGCACCACGAUGGCUAACGAUUCGCCAUCCGUGCGGUUGGCACGCCAAAUUGUCUCUUCGAGAUCACGGGCCUAGGGCUGUUUAACAUUCGACCCCAGCGAUUUCGCGACAGGUUUCGGCACGCCAGUAUCUAACACAAAUCACACUGAAGCCAGGGGUUGGGACACGUCACUGCCGAGCUCCUCCAGCCGGCACAGACACUCCCCGCCCCCCACCAUGCAAAACCGGCCACUUGUGCAGAUGACAUAGGCGCGUCCAGCCAUAUGACCCGGAACCAAUUCCGGACCAUGGUGACCAGACUUGCACCGUGCGCCAUCAACCGGAGUCUUGGCCACAAGCACAGCAAGAGUUUGGCCCGCUAUCCCCACACAGAAACCAAGAGUGGGGGCCUAUGGAAGACCGCAAGUGGCUGCGUGGAAUUUGCUCAACAAAAAAAACAAACAAACUGUUUGAAGACUGAAGACUGAAACCAGAAAAACAUUAAACUACCAAACUCGCCAAA
Messenger RNA from Drosophila santomea, 2496 nucleotides. RefSeq names its product activity-regulated cytoskeleton associated protein 1 (gene Arc1). The transcript has a single exon. Bases 92 to 862 code for a protein of 256 amino acids. Lineage: Eukaryota; Metazoa; Arthropoda; Insecta; Diptera; Drosophilidae. The record is from RefSeq and is a predicted model, not a curated record.